GCCCAGGCAUGGGUCUCCCCGCCUCCCCCUGCUCUUGGCUCCCGGCGAAUUUGCAUGGCACGUUUGGCUGUCAGGAAACAUCAAGCUCCAAACUUUUUUCCAGCCUCUUAUCUUAUCGGCACCUGGACCCUCGCGCCCCACCCCCGGCGCAGCGCAGAAUGCACGCCUAAACGGCCUUGGGCUCCAGUCAAUUUUUUGAGCGGCCCUCCAUACUGGUCCCCCAUCGACAAUCCACCGCCGCUGGUACUGCUUCACGAACGACCUCGUCCAACAGUCUGGAUCUUGCCGAGAACAAGUAGCUCAAGUCCACUGGGCACUCACUAGUAGACCAUACCAUACGAUACCCUCACAACCGCCAGAUACAAAAUACCCAGCCGACGCGAUGCCCGCCCCGACCGCUUUGCUCCAACAGCCUCUCGAGGCUGCCCCUCCAUCCGACCUCGCCCACAACGAUGUCGACCAAGACCUCGGCGAUGACUUCACCCUUGAGGGCAUAAACGACAUGCCAGAGAGCGCAGAUAUCAUACAACCCGCCAGCGCCGGCGCCGAGCAGGGCAUGGAGAUUGACGAGGAGGGAAAGCCCCGCUUUGCGCCAGUGCAAAACAUCGACCCUGUCACACACAUCCAAGGCCGCAAGGUCCCCAUUCCGCCGCACCGCAUGACACCACUCAAGUCAGCAUGGCCCAAGGUCUACACGCCCCUCGUCGAGCACCUGAAGCUCCAGGUCCGCAUGAACCUCAAGCACAAGCGCGUCGAGCUGCGCACGAGCAAGCACACCACCGACACGGGCGCUCUGCAGAAGGGCGAGGACUUUGUGCGUGCCUUUGCGCUCGGCUUCGAUGUCGAGGACGCCAUUGCGCUCCUGAGACUCGACGAUCUGUACAUUGAGACGUUCGAGGUCAAGGACGUAAAGACGCUGACGGGCGAUCACUUGGCCAGAGCUAUUGGCCGUAUUGCCGCUAACAUGGACCGCUUGCCCUCGCCAACAGGCAAGGACGGCAAGACGAAAUUUGCCAUCGAGAACGCCAGCAAAACGCGCAUCAUCCUCGCCGACUCCAAGAUCCACAUCCUGGGAGGCUUCAAGAACAUCCACAUUGCCCGCGAGUCUGUUGUCAGCCUGAUUCUCGGCAAGCCGCCCGGAAAGGUGUACAACAACCUGCGGACGGUGUCGUCGAGGAUGAAGGAGAGAUUCUAG
This is a messenger RNA of Microdochium trichocladiopsis, 1195 nucleotides long. Its product is annotated as KH domain-containing protein. Gene Ontology annotation, molecular function: RNA binding. Gene Ontology annotation, cellular component: nucleolus. The record is from RefSeq and is a predicted model, not a curated record. The transcript has 3 exons. Bases 383 to 1195 code for a protein of 270 amino acids. NCBI's taxonomy places the organism in Eukaryota, Fungi, Ascomycota, Sordariomycetes, Xylariales, Microdochiaceae.